Molecule: messenger RNA, 1736 nt
Organism: Suncus etruscus (white-toothed pygmy shrew)
Lineage: Eukaryota; Metazoa; Chordata; Mammalia; Eulipotyphla; Soricidae
Gene: ASB6
Product: ankyrin repeat and SOCS box containing 6
Exons: 6
Coding region: 76-1350 (424 amino acids)
Biological process (GO): protein ubiquitination; intracellular signal transduction
Cellular component (GO): BRCA1-BARD1 complex
Molecular function (GO): protein binding
Source: RefSeq, a predicted model, not a curated record
AGAGAGGCUGCUGCGGGCAGAGGCCGGGAGGACCCGGAGAGAGCUCCCGGACCUUCGGGGGGCGCCUUGGCCGCGAUGCCUUUCCUGCACGGCUUCCGAAGGAUCAUCUUCGAGUACCAGCCGCUCGUCGAUGCCAUCCUGGACUCCCUGGGCGUCCAGGACCCCGAGCAGCAGGAGCCCCUGGACAGGUCCAGCUAUGAGGCAAGCGAGGAAGGCCGGCUUCAGCUUCUGGAGGAGCUGCUACGCAGGAAGGCGCAGACUCCCUUCUACCAGGAGGGCGUGAGCAACGCGCUGCUGAAGAUGGCUGAGCUGGGGCUAACGCGUGCAGCUGCUGUCCUGCUAGAGAACGGGGCCAAUCUCCACUUCGAAGACCCUGUCACCUACUACACGGCCCUGCACAUUGCCGUCCUGAGGAACCAGCCCAACAUGGUGGAAUUGUUGGUGCGCCACGGUGCCGACAUCAACCGCAGGGACCGGAUCCAUGAGAGCAGCCCCCUGGACCUGGCCAGCGAGGAACCUGAGCGCCUGCCAUGCCUGCAGCGCCUCCUGGAUCUGGGCGCUGCUGUCAAUGCUGCUGACAAACAUGGGAAGACAGCGCUAUUGCACGCCCUGGCCAGCAGUGAUGGGGUGCAGAUCCACAACACGGAGAACAUCCGGCUGCUACUGGAAGGAGGGGCGGAUGUCAAGGCCAUCACCAAAGACGGCGACACGGUGUUCACCUGUAUCAUCUUCCUUCUGGGAGAGACAGUGGGCGGGGACCAGGAGGAGGCGCGCCUGGUCAGCCGCUUCUGCUUCCAGGUGACACGGCUGCUGCUGGCCCACGGGGCCGACCCCAGCGCCUGCCCGGCCCACGAGUCGCUCACCUACGUCUGCCUGCAGAGCUUCAAGCUGCACCUGGGGCUCCUGCGCUUCCUGCUAGACUCGGGUGCCGCCUACAACUGCUCGAGGCACGGCCCGGCCUGCUGGUCAGGUUUCCAGGUGGUCUUCGAGCGGCUCUGCCUCUGCAAUGGCCCCGGCCGCGCCGACGACGAGAGCCACAGCGAGCUGUUACAUAAAGCGGAGACGGUGUUGGAUCUCAUGGUGACCAGCGCGCCUCGGCUCCAACUGCCUGCCAACUUCGACGUGCGUCCCGUGGGCAGCCUGGCAGCCCGGGUCCAGGCCUUGUACAGCACCCUGCGCCAGCUGGCCCAUGGCCCGCCAUCCCUCCGCCACCUGUGCCGUGUGCGCAUCCGCCGCUGCCUGCAGCCCUGGCCCGUGGACGCCAAGGUGCGCACGCUGCCACUCCCCGACAGGCUCAAGUGGCUCCUUCUCAGCGAGCACAGCAGUGCCAGCAGUGACGAGGAGCCCUGAGGGGGCCCCGAUUUGCUAUGGACCUGCGGUGCAGGUGGCAGAUGGGGCUGAUCCCUCUUGCCACCAGCAGGAGGCUCCAGGAAAAAAGGGGGGUCCUGCCUCCCGUCUUCCCUCCAGCACAGCCUGCUGAAAAAGAGGAUAGACCUCCGAGGGAAGCCCAGAGCCAACCCAGCAGCAGCAGCUCAGGAAUGGGGUCCUGGACUCUGGGGUUGUGGCAGCUGCCUCUUUGCUAUUAAGAUUCUCCUCUCCUGGAUAUUGCAAGUUAAGAAAUAUUAAGACUGUUAAUCAGCCUUUGGGACAGGGGUGCCCCCUGCAUCAACCUUGUUGGCCACUGGGUGGAGCCCAGGAACAGAUAACUUAACAGCAUUAAACCCGUUUUUCUUGGC